Molecule: messenger RNA, 1974 nt
Organism: Torulaspora delbrueckii
Lineage: Eukaryota; Fungi; Ascomycota; Saccharomycetes; Saccharomycetales; Saccharomycetaceae
Gene: IRC3
Product: double-stranded DNA-dependent ATPase
Exons: 1
Coding region: 1-1974 (657 amino acids)
Molecular function (GO): DNA binding; hydrolase activity; ATP binding
Source: RefSeq, a predicted model, not a curated record
AUGCUACAAAUGAUCAAUUGGGGACUAGCGAGGGCCUGGAGACCUACUGUACGUUAUUCGUCGACCAUACAGUUGAGAGACUACCAGCAGCACGUGAUAGACCUCUGCAUGAACCGGAUACUGAGUAAUAGAGGCACCAGGGCUCGAUUCGGUGUUUCUCUGGCUACUGGAGGCGGUAAGACCGUCAUAUUUACUAAUUUGAUCAAACAGUUGGGCGAGCAGCAUCGGUUUGCACGCACACUCGUGCUCGCACACCGGCGAGAGCUUGUGAACCAAGCGGCAGGAACCAUAAGAAAGUUCAUCCCCAAUAGUAAUGUGCAAAUCGAAAUGGGAAAGUUCGUAGCGUCUUUGGGCGACGAUUCGCAUGAGUUGCAAGUGGUAAUUGCCUCUGUACAGUCUCUGAUCAGACGGCUAGAAAACUAUCAACCGAACGCUUUUGAUCUUAUUAUCAUCGAUGAAGCACAUCAUGCCGUGGCGAAAUCGUAUCUCCAGAUUCUCCAAUAUUUUAAGCAGGAUGUGCCAGUAGUUGGAUUCAGUGCAACAUUUGAAAGGGCCGACAAGAAGGCGCUGGAGACUGUAAUAGACGAAAUUGUUUAUCACAGAGGCAUUUUGGAUAUGAUUGAGGACAAAUGGCUUUGUGAUGCAAAAUUUACGGCUGUGAGUGUGAAUUGUGAUCUGUCCGGCGUGGAAACUUCAAGUAAUACGCAGGAUUUUAUGUUGGAUAGCUUGUCCCAAGUGAUGAACAGGAAGGAGGUCAAUGAGAUGGUAUUUCAAAGUUAUCAGCAUAAGAGUGCUCAAAAUGAUGGCUUUAAUUCCACUCUACUCUUUGCGGUAGAUAUUGAGCAUGUAAAAACUCUGUACCAGCUUUUCAAGGACCAUGGGAUCAAUGCAAACUACGUUACUGCGAAUACGCCCGCAGACAAGAGAGAUCAAAUAGUAACAGAUUUCAAAAAUGGGAAGGUUGAGGUGCUAAUGAAUUGUGGUAUCUUCACUGAAGGUACGGAUAUGCCUAAUAUCGAUUGCAUACUUCUAUGUCGGCCGACCAGAUCACGUUCUUUGAUGGUUCAAAUGAUUGGUCGUGGCUUAAGAUUGCAUCAUUCCAAGGACUUUUGUCAUAUCAUAGAUUUUGUCGGGGCCUCUAAUGUUGGCGUCGUAUCAGUGCCGACCUUAGCUGGUAUCAAGCAUUUUGAUGGCAACUUGGAAAAUGCCACAAUGCAAGAGUUACAGAUGAUCAAGGAAGAUAUAGCAUCGAGGCAGAUGGAAGAGCGAAAAAAAGAAGAGAUCCAGCGGGAGGGUUUUCAUGAUUGGAUGAAAGAUGUGACUUCUUUCGAUCUGACUUUGAGUACAUUCGACAGUUUCGAAAACUACUACAAACGACAACAAGAACAUUCCAACUCACCAAUGAACGAACCUCUCGAUGACAAGACUUACUUUUCGAGCUCGGUGUACCCUUGGGUCAAAUUUGCCCAGAAUGCCUGGGCUUUAUCCCUGCAUAAUGGUCAUCACUUGAGACUCUACAAGCAAAAGUCAAAGGAUAAAUCAUUCGAAUACACAUUGAACCUUUAUCGCGAGAUACCUCAUUAUCUAAGAGAUGAAGUAGGCCCAAAAUUUGUGAAAAGAGAACUGAUAAAAGAUAAGGACUUUACAAAGAUUCCGGGAAAGGUCGAAGAGGUGAUUGAAAAUUUAUCGAAGCCCAAGGACGACGAACCGGUGAAAAACUUCACCAAGUUUGCCAGGUGGAGGAAAGAACCUGCCACUGCAAGACAAAGAACGGUUGUGAGCCAAAGGCUCAAGUCUCGACUACGAAAUGACAAAAAAUCGUAUGCAUUAGUAUCUCAAGACCUUGCCAGUUUUAUUGGAAAGAUUUCUAAAGGAGAAGCCGCCAAAAUAUUAUUUGCCACUAGUCUGGCACCUGCAUAUCCGAUCGAUUCGCUGUUGAAAGUCUUGGACUACAGGAAACGAUCAAAUUUAUAG